AUGCGAGUUAUAAAGUCCAAUAUUGGCCAAGCGACGGCUGGUAUCGCGUUGCUAAUGUCAAUUCCAGUUGUCUCCGCCUCGUGCAGUCUUCCGUCGUCAUAUCAGUGGACAUCGACUGGACCGUUGGCGAGCCCGGAUUCAGGAUGGGUCUCGCUCAAGGACUUCACUCAUGUCCCUUACAACGGCCAGCAUCUUGUGUAUGCGUCGGAUGUCAACACGGGAGGGUCCUAUGGCUCAAUGAGCUUCGGCCUAUUCUCGGACUGGUCUGAGAUGGCUUCAGCGAGCCAGAACGGGAUGAGUUCGGGCGCCGUUGCGCCUACACUCUUCUACUUCUCCCCAAAGAACAUCUGGGUGCUUGCUUAUCAAUGGUGUGCGUCUGCAUUCUGCUACCGGACAACAAGUGAUCCCACCAACGCGAGUGGAUGGUCAUCGGCACAGACGCUCUACUCCGGAAGCAUUUCUGGUUCUAGCACCGGUCCUAUCGACCAGGCACUCAUCGGCGACAGCUCGGAUAUGUACCUUUUCUUUGCAGGAGAUGAUGGCAGUAUAUACCGGGCCAGUAUGCCCAUUGGAAACUUCCCGGGCAGCUUCGGCUCAUCAGCGACAGUGGUCUUAAGCGACUCGACUGACAACCUUUUCGAAGCAGUGGAGGUCUACACUGUCUCGGGCCAAAGCCAAUACCUCAUGAUCGUUGAGGCGAUCGGACAAAAUGGCCGGUACUUCCGCUCGUUCACGGCCACCAGUCUGAGCGGUACAUGGACAGCGCAGGCCACAAGCGAGAGCGCCCCCUUCGCUGGUAAAGCUAACAGUGGUGCCACCUGGACCAACGACAUCAGUUCUGGCGAUCUGAUUCGCAGCACCGAUGACCAGACAAUGGCCAUUGAUCCGUGCAACCUGCAGUUCCUCUACCAGGGAAGAUCCACAACAUCGAGUGGCACCUAUAACCUUCUGCCUUAUCAGCCCGGUCUGUUGACUCUGGCGAACUAG
Penicillium lagena is the source of this 987-nucleotide messenger RNA. Its product is annotated as Alpha-L-arabinofuranosidase. The transcript has a single exon. Lineage: Eukaryota; Fungi; Ascomycota; Eurotiomycetes; Eurotiales; Aspergillaceae. Gene Ontology annotation, molecular function: alpha-L-arabinofuranosidase activity. Gene Ontology annotation, biological process: L-arabinose metabolic process. The record is from RefSeq and is a predicted model, not a curated record. Bases 1 to 987 code for a protein of 328 amino acids.